AGUGUAUAUUGGCAUUUCUCUGUAUCAUUCACCUCUUCAUGUUUGAUACUUGCUCAACUUCUUCACGACUUUGUGCAUCACUUCCUUCACCAUGUCCAAUUCCUUAGCCACCGGCGAACCCCACAAAUUCGGUAUAUUCCCCACGGAACUUGAAACAGACAUGGGCCCAAAUUCCUCGUCCAAGAAGCAAAAAUCCAAAGAAGAUCAGGACAUAAUCAGCAACCUACCUGAUGUCAUUAUUUAUUACAUUCUCUCUUUUCUUCCAACUAGAGAUGCAGUUCGUACUUGUGUUUUAUCCAAGAGAUGGAUAUACCUCUGGACAUUCAUCACCAAGCUACACUUUAACGAUAAAGAGCGACAUCGGUAUAUAGGCAAAACCCGCUUUGUAAACUCUGUGUAUAGGGUACUAAUUCAUCUAAACACUUCAAGCAUUCAAAGCUUCUCUCUUUCCCUUUCAGAGAAUUAUAAUUCUUACCAUGUUAAUCAGUGGAUAUCUGUUAUGUUAAGACGAAGACUUAAAGAGCUUUAUAUCAAAUCAACCAAAGAAAAUGACAUCUUCUCACCUUCCCUUUGGAAAUCCCCGUCUUUAGAGAAAUUGGUGUUGUGUAUGAGUGCUUGUUCUAUCAAACGGAAAAUGAAUUAUGAUGUUAGAGUCAAAGUUCCCACCUGUGUUUGUCUUUCGUCCCUUACUGUCCUCAUCUUGAAUGGAAUCACAUUUACCUGUGCCCCCUCUAAUGACUCGAAGAAGCUUAACCUUAACUUCCCAGUUCUUAGAAAGUAUGAGACAGAAUAUUGCGAGUGGUUAAAUGUAAAGGGUGUCACUUUUGAAGUUCCUCUACUUGAAGUGCUUCGAAUAAGCCAUACUCGUGUGUUAGGGCCAGAUGGUUCUCGUUCUGUAAUCAAGUUUUGUGCUUCGCGUCUUGCAAAAUUUUCUUAUAUCGGAAACAUGUCAGAUGCCAGUUUCAUAGACCUAUCUAUAACACAAAUUGCCUCUGCUAAUAUUUUGACACAAAGAGAGGGAAGUGAUGAAGCAUCCGGGCUUCUUGCUUACGAGUUUCUGAAAAAGUUCAAUAAUAAAGUGGAAUGUCUAAGUUUUUACCAGCCAGAGGUUCUUGUGCCAGCAGGGGAUUCAUUGAUCGAGCUUCCUGAAUUUGAAAUGUUGAGUCGUCUGGAGCUAGAUGAAGUUGCUGGUGUAUUGUUGUUGUUCUUACUUAUAAAAGCACCACUUCUCAAGACUCUUGUUUUUCGGGAGCUACUUUCUUUUGAGGAUGACCUUUGGGAUGCCAGAUGUGUGCCUUGUGUCUUAACUAACCUGCAAGAGUUAUAUUUUGGAAGACUUAAAGGUGAUGAACAUGAGGUUAGAUUCGCCAAAUUUGUAGUGGAAAAUGCUCGAGUCUUGAAGAGAGCAAGAUUCAUAGCUUGUCGGGGUCUCCGUUGGUCCAAAUUUGACCAAUUUAAAGAGAAGAUAUUGUCAUUAAAGAAAAGUGUUGGCUCUGCCGUUAUUGAAUUUUCAUAAAGAACAGUUGAGCUUGAGCCAGCUUUAGGACUGUAAUGUCGUUUCAUGCUUAUUACAGUAUCUUAGUUUAUGCCUUUCAUUCACGUGUCUCUAAAAGCAUAUUGAUUUUCGUUUUACAUCAGCAAGUAACUUUUAAUUUAGAGCUUCAAAA
This is a messenger RNA of Cajanus cajan (pigeon pea), 1667 nucleotides long. RefSeq names its product F-box/FBD/LRR-repeat protein At3g14710. The record is from RefSeq and is a predicted model, not a curated record. Gene Ontology annotation, molecular function: protein binding. Lineage: Eukaryota; Viridiplantae; Streptophyta; Magnoliopsida; Fabales; Fabaceae.